ACAUAAACCUAAUCGAUAAUAAUAAGUGAGAGUUAUAAUCUAAGUUUUGUGUAAGUAACUGUCAGAAUAUAUAUCUAAUAUUUUCAACUUCUUGUGAGUUAAAAUGGCAAACGAAGAAGAAACGCCUACAAAAAUGAUUACUAUUACUGAUUCUUCGAAGAUUUACGAAGAUAUGUCCGCCUUCUACCAGAAAGAGACGUUUUCUGAUAUAAAGUUUAUCUUAUCUGAGAAAAAAAUCCCCGCACACAAAAUAGUUCUCGCUGCCAGAUGCAAAUUUUUUGAAUCUAUUUUAAUGCAAGACCCCAAACAAUCGGAGAUGAUUUUAACAGAUGUUCCUCCAAAAGCUUUCGAAGUAGUACUGAAUUAUAUUUAUACUGGAUCUGUUUUUAUCAAAUUAUCCUAUGAAGACGACGUAUUCGACGUAUUGCAACUGGCACAUAAAUACUCGCUAAAACCAUUAGAAAACAUAAUAAAUAAAACAAUGACAAGUAUGAUUAAUACGUCCAACGUUUGUUUAUUUUUAAACAAAGCCGACGAACUCGGGAUGGAUGAAUUAAAACAAGUUUGUCUUACCUUUAUUGACAACCAUCUUUCAGAAAUAAGGGGAAACAAAUUUCUGAACCUUCUAACACAAACAUCCAUGGUUAAACUGCUGGAGAGAGAUUCCUUUCCCGCCCUCGAAAUCGAGGUUUUUGAAAUAGCAGCAAGCUGGUGCAAAACCAACGCUGAUUUUAACAAUUUAGUUACUGGAUGUGUUCAGUUGACUAAAUUAACGCCAGACGAAAUUUUGAAUGUUGUUUGGCCCUCUAAAGUAAUAGACAGCGAUAGAUUAUUGAAUGCUCUCGCAUACAUCAAAAAUAAGAGUUCAAAUACGGUACCACGAAAAAUGACACAAUUAAAAAAUAAAAAUAUUGCUAUAGCAGCAUAUAAUACUACAGUAAUUUCUGGGUUAAAUACGGCAAUGUUACUAGAAGGAACUGAAGAGGAGGAAGAAGGUGCUUACCACGACGAAAAUGAUAAAAAUGGUAUUACUUUAGACUUAGGUUCGAAAAAAUCCUUCAAUCACAUUAAAAUGAAGAUAUUAGGAAAAUAUUAUUCCUCUUACUACCUAGAAACUUCACAUAACCAAAAAAAGUGGCACAAACUUAUUGAUUACAGUCAAUAUUCGUGUAGUCAUGAACAGAAUUUGUAUUUUGAUGGAGUACAACAAGCUAGAUACAUUCGAGCAGUCUUUUCAAAGCAAAUUUCUCUUGGUAAAUUUGAAGUUUCCUUCGACAGCAAAAUUCCUGAAGUACACAAACAAAUUAUAUAUCCACUAUCAAACGUUGUAUCUUCUGAAACCAAAAUAUUUGUGGGGCACAAACGUCGUGAUAUCUUCACUACAAUAACGCUCAUUUUAAAUCAGCCAUACAUGAUUUCGUACAUGACAGUUUUGUUACGAUUUUAUGUAUUUAUUGAUGGAAUAGAAACAUCUACGGAUUAUGCAAACUGGCAGACACUUGAAAGCGUGACAAAUGAAAAAGAUACCAGCCGUCGUCAUAUUUUACGUUUUAAGGAAAGAAUAGUCAAUUCCAUUAAAAUUACUGGCCAACUUUCUUCUGAUAAGACAUGGAAAAACUUUAAAGAGUUUUUGGAAGAUUUUGAGUGCUUUUAUGUAAGAGACGACGAAAACUAGUUCCCAGCAUUCCGUUUUUAUAGAUUUAUAAUUAAAUUUGAUCUUGUGACCUAAAAUACAAACUGAUGUAACAUAAAUUUUUCAAAUAAACUAAUGUCACUUCGAAAAUUUUUUAAUGAAUAGCAAAUUUUGGAUAUUUUGUUAUUAUUAUUUUAGAAGGUAUCACGCUUAUUUAAUGGAUUAUACAUAGAUUUCGUAUUUAUUAGGUUUCGUAAGUUGAUAUUCGUAGAUAGAAUUGAAGUUCUUGUGUCUUAUUAUAUUUAUGCAUGUAAGUUUACUCCUAUGUAUGUAGAGUUAUAUUUUAAUAUAAGAAUUAAAAUGU
This is a messenger RNA of Zophobas morio, 1997 nucleotides long. Its product is annotated as BTB/POZ domain-containing protein 9-like. The transcript has 11 exons. Gene Ontology annotation, molecular function: protein binding. Lineage: Eukaryota; Metazoa; Arthropoda; Insecta; Coleoptera; Tenebrionidae. Bases 104 to 1675 code for a protein of 523 amino acids. The record is from RefSeq and is a predicted model, not a curated record. Gene Ontology annotation, cellular component: cytoplasm. Gene Ontology annotation, biological process: modulation of chemical synaptic transmission; circadian behavior; adult locomotory behavior.